Molecule: messenger RNA, 2217 nt
Organism: Phaedon cochleariae (mustard beetle)
Lineage: Eukaryota; Metazoa; Arthropoda; Insecta; Coleoptera; Chrysomelidae
Source: the annotation of a GenBank genome assembly
AUGGAUAAGCUAGAUAAUUGUGAUAGUGAGUUUGGUUAUUCCUACAAUUUUCCGAUGGAAUCGGAUAAUGAGACAGAAUUGGCAACAAAAAACUUACAGAAUAUCAAUAAAGAGCUAGUUUUCAAGAGCAACGAUCUGGAAAAUGAUUCCUUAGCAGUAUUGCAAAACAUUCAUAUACGAAAUAACGUUGAAUAUUUACCCACAGAUGUUCAAAGUUGUAUAGAAGUUGAAUCUACGAAUAUUAUCAACAUAUCAGAAAACCAAAUAGUAGAAAUCCAGUUCCAAAAUGGAAAUGGUACUGUAAACACUGAAUAUAUUGUGAAUGACAAAUUACUAGAGACUAAUAUAGAUGGAGAAGAUAUAGAGAUGAAGUCAACCUUCGUAAACUUAAAUGAAGGAGUCUACGAAGAAAUCAUUCCAUAUCAGAUAUAUGACGAAAUAAAUAAAAAUAGCACCGAUAAUUUCGAAAUUGUCCAACAUAUCGACGGAAACAUAUCGGAGAACUCAUCAAACACAGACAACUUUAGUCAAAAUACUUUCAACUUGUCUAUACUUAGUCCUCAAAGUGAAAAUGAAGAACAAUCAGAAACAGACCUGACCAGUUUGAACUGGCUGCAUAACAUCACGAAUAUUAUGGCAGUUCCUAACUUACCCACUCCUCCAGUGUCACCAACACCGAAGCCAUCGAAGAGGAAACCCAAUAGUAAUAGCAGCCAUCAAGAAGAUUUAACAAUAAACAUUAAUUAUUAUAAAAAAAAUGGAGAUAAAAAACCUCCAUUUUCUUACGCUACUCUUAUUUGUAUGGCGAUGGGAAAGAAUGGGAAUAAGAUGACGUUAUCAGCUAUUUAUCGGUGGGAGGAAAUAUCGAAUUUGAAGUUUGAAAAUGUGCGAAACCCUAGCAGACAGAAACCUGAUAUUACCAUAACUGUUAUUCGAAAAAAUCACAAUUUCCGAGCAGACUGCCAAGGCACUUCCAAGUGUCCACAUAAUUUCGACGGCCCUGGAAAAGUUUUAGCUCAUGCAUAUUUCCCAAAUGAAAACAACAAAUGUGUCGAGAUUCAUCUCGAUGCAGAAGAAAAAUGGUAUCUUGGAAAUAGUACUUCUCCUGACGGCCAAACUAAUUUAUUGAUGGUCCUGAUUCACGAAAUUGGCCAUGCUCUUGGGCUGGGCCACAGUGGCGUCAAUACAGCUAUUAUGUAUCCUUGGUAUCAAGCAAGUCCAGCAUCAUUCGAUAUAGAUGAUAAGAGGGCGAUAGAAUAUUUGUAUGGGCAGAAAACUGAAAACUAUCAACCAACAACAACCUCAACAACACAGACAACCGAAUCCCAAAAACCGAUAUCCCAGCACACCUCUACCACAGCUUCAUCAGUGUCGUCAAAUGAACCCCAUAACGUAGACGUUACUAGCACAACCUCAAAGCCUCAGAUAACUCCAACAAGAUUAUGCGACAUUCAAGUGCCAGACUUUAUGUUUCUAGCCACAGCACCCCAGUUUCAAAAUUAUCGCAUGUACGUGGGAUACAAUAGAUUUUUGUGGAAGUUCGAUUUGAACGAUAUGCGAAUUCCAUCACAGCCAGAGCUGCUUGAUGAUUAUCUUCCUGAAGAUUUAAAGUCUUCUCGAGUUUCACAUGUUUUCCAAAAUUCUAAUUCAAUAAGGCACAACCUGUCCUUGAAUAAGUGUUUCAUGAAACACCCGAGAUCUAAGGACGAGCCGGGCAAAGGAGGGUUCUGGAAAUUAGAUCUGGAAAGGCUAGAAGAAUCUCGGAGAUCGAAGAGGAGGUCCAGUUUGACGGUUCGAGUACCUAGAAAUAGGCACUCUUCCGAUGAAAAAGUGUUGAAACCUCCUAGGAAAACAAAAAGGUAUCGCUCAUCCCAGAACCCAGGGGAAAGGAAACACAAUAUUCUCUCCAACAUAUCAAUAUGUGGGGAAACUGAUAUUGAAAAUCUCGAGGAUACCAAGAAGAAAGAAAAGAAAGUCGAACAAAAAAUACGCAAAACAACGGAGCUCAAAAUCAAAGAAGAUAAGACGGAUGGAGCACUCACCGAUAAUUCAGUCGAAAGUGAUUUUAUUCCAGAAUCCAUGCCAAACCAGUCCGUUAUAACGGAACCUGUACAUAAUUUACUCGGUGAAGAUGAACUAACAGGUUUGUUGUUGGCAACCAAAGGUUGGGACGACUGCCAGUUAGAACUACUCGAUUCCUUGUUGGAUUCGCUGUAA